GGCAGUGAAUGCGCUCGGCUGCAGAUGAGCACUGUAACUUUCCAUGGAAACUGCUGCAUUGAUUCUCUGCCUUUGGCUGCAGGUAAUUGCUUUGCCUCUUGCGAUUAUUUGGGGGUAACUAGAAGUAGAUUGUACGAAGAGUAGUAAAAUCCAUCAGUGCAUCCUUCCCUUUUGUGGUCUCUUUAAGAGCGAUUAUGUCAGUUUUUCAGCCCAACCUCUGUCUGUGCUUUCUGCCCGGCUGAUAUCUUAGCAGUGUGGCAAAGGAAGGGAAAAUGAAAGCUGUGUUCAUUUUUACAUCAUGCUAUCCAGUACAGUCCCCUACUGGAACUGCAGUGGGAAACCAGAAUGACUUCAGAAUUCACAUUUUCUCCUGGCCUGAUACAGUUAUGGACUGUUAACACUGUGGGUUGAAUUCUGAAAUAGAUGCAGCCCAGAAACAGACAAACAGAGUCUGGCUGGCCUAGCAUGGGUUAGGACAGUUUUCCUAUGCUCUCUCUUUAAUCAUUUGAGUUUUUUCCUACAAGAAGUGGCACACUCUUGAAACGUGAAAUGAGACAAGGCAGCAGACAGGGUCUGUAAUGAAGGUUUAUAAAAUUGCCACUGAUGCAUUAGUUCAGAAGCGCUGUCAUGCUGCUGUGCUUAAUGAAAGAUCAGUCGAGUAAAUUGUUCCUGGGAUUCAACUUAAUUACAUGCAAGAGAUGGAGACUCUGUUAUCAAGGUCUAAUAAAACAUCAGAUGGCUUUAAUGAAGUCAGUAAGGUGGCAGCUUUAAAGUGAAAUGUGCUUGAUUAAUAAUGGGAACGACAGUAGAUUUGCCCGAGGAGUGUUAUAAAUUCCGUGUCAGUUCUCCACUGCAAGGUGAGAGUCACCAUGGUUAAGCUGCAUUGGUGAGAAACUUUGGGUUCAUUGUCAGUGCUCAUCCUCUAAGGCUCAGGCUAAUGGGCCAACAGCUGGAGGAGAUUUCCUAUUGAAGGAUUGCUUUAGCCUGAAACUUGGCGUAUGACAUGUAGGGUGGUUUUUUGUAAUGCUUGCAAAGGAAGCCGUUUAUCCAGCUAUGUAAUUGAAACCAGGAGAUGCCUUGGGACGACAUGGCUGUGACUGCCACUAAAUACUAAAGCAUUAAGUAAAUAGAGAUGCUUAAAGUGUUUAGGCUUUGAUUUGACUCAUUUGAUAAACAUUUGGAUGUCUUCCGAUGCAUUUUUAAAAUACGUAUUUUGGAUUUCCAAUUUAAUCAGGAAGGCUUUAGAUUAGUUGAUGGGAGAGGGGAUCCUCAAACCAUCCCACUUUGAGGCUGGUGGUGGUAAUGGAUGCCCUGGGCCCGGAGUAGGAUCACAGAGCAGUAAGGCAGCACCUAAAGUGCAGGAUAAGGGAAACUCCUAUUGGUAGAUCAGCCUCAGUGGGAGCCCAACUCAAAUGCCUGUACACUAAUGCACGGAGCAUGGGGAACAAGCAAGGAUAGUUGCAGGUGUGUGUGUGCCUACAGGGCUGUGAUGUCAUUGGCAUCACUGAGACGCGGUGGGGUGGCUGUCAUGACUGGAAUGUGGGAAUAGCUGGGUAUAAACUCUUCAGGAAAAACAGGCAGGGGAGAAGGAGAGGAGGUCUUGCCAUCUACAUCAGUGACCAGCUGAAGUCUGUGGAGCUCCUGCCUAUGGCAGGGGGGUUGGAACUAGAUGAUCUGAAAGGUCCCUUCCAACCCAAACCACUCGAUGAUUGUGUGAUUUGGAUGAUAACUUGCCUUCCCCACCCAUGCUCCAGUUUUGUUUGGGGUAUUCCAGUUCUACUCACAAACACUGGAACUGGUGUGUUGUUUGGGGCACUUGUGCAUGCCUCCAUCGAGGCAGGGCGGCAGGCCAUCAGCUGGGGCUUCCCUGUGGACAAUAAUGCUUCUGGUGUAAGCUGUGAGCAGAAGACCUCCCAGCACACACUCUGAUGUCAGUCUGGCAUGUUUGAUCAAUGCUGCUUUCCAUUUGGAAGACGAAAUUGGCCACAAAUGGGAAGAGGAAAACCCAAUUUUCUCCAUCUAUUGACCUUGAGCUAAAGAUUUGCGCGUCAAGCUUUUUAUGCUGCUUAUCCAGAUGUACUGAGAGCUUUCACAUUGCUUUUACUUCACUGCAUUUAUAUCUCUUCUCUGUGGUGAGAGUGGGAUGCUCUGUGCAUUCCUUGUACUGAAAGCCGUGUGCCAGGAAGAGCAGAGCCAGAGCAGCCCUAAGGGCAGGCCCAGGCUACGGCAGGGAGCAGGACCAGCAGCAGACGCUGUGGAGUGGGGCACAGGGAUUUCUGACCCUCUGCUCCCGUUCUGGAUGCUUCCUGGCUCCAUCCAACACCAUCGUUUAGAACAGCUGUUAUUAUUGCAAUUAGGAGUCUCUCUUGCAUGGUCAGCGCGAGAUGUUUGGAUGUGGCUGUGAAGCUCCUGGUGGCUGAAGUUCAGUGCUGUACUGUCUGAGCUCCUGCAGUCAGGAGGAGCAGGCUCCCGUGGUGCAGGGCCGCAGGUCAUCGCUCAGCGGGGUGUGCUACCUGACCAUGGGUCUCCUUGUGCUGCUCCUCGGCUUGGUCUUUGCAUCAAUGUAUGUCUACAGAUACUUCUUCAUCACGCAGCUUCCCCGUGAGAGCGUGUUUCACUGCGGCGUCCUUUAUGAAGACUCGCUGUAUUCACCGUUCAAAGGGCAGCUGGAACUGCACGAAGAUGUCAAGAUUUACAUCGAGGAGAACUACGAGCAAAUCAAUGUCCCGGUGCCCCAGUUUGGAGGGAGCGACCCUGCAGAUAUCAUCCAUGAUUUCCAGCGAGGUCUAACAGCUUAUCAUGACAUAACGCUGGAUAAAUGCUACGUCAUUGAGCUGAACACCACUAUCGUGAUGCCUCCACGCAACCUCUGGGAGCUGCUGGUUAACGUGAAGAAAGGGACGUACCUGCCUCAGACAUACAUCAUCCAGGAGGAGAUGAUUGCGACCGAGCACGUCAGCGACAUGGAGCAGCUCGGCUCCUUCAUCUACCGCCUGUGCAGCGGCAAGGAGACCUACAGGCUGAAGCGGAGGAGCACCAGGAGACGUAUCAGUCGACGUGAGGCUGGGGACUGCCACCGUAUUCGUCACUUUGAAAACACUUUUGUGGUUGAAACUGUUAUCUGCAAAAAAUCAUGAAGCCCCUGUCCAGCUGUAACCUUCCGUGGCUUUGCUUGCACACACAUGCUCUCAGCCCUCUUUUUAGACUUGGUAAUCUGUCUUACUUUUUUUACGCCCUCUCCUGCUUGUGCAGCUCUAAAGCCUUGGGUCUGUCGUGGCCUCGCAGUUGAUUCUCUUCUCUUUUCUCCUUACUGAGAUGUUUUGCUGGGCUUAAAUUUAUGCAGCGGUCACAGAUGGCCUUGGAGUGGAUGCAGCCUCUUCCACCCCACAGGGUGGGGAUCUGUUUUGGGAGCAGGUUUUGGGUAGAAGGGACGACCAAGAAAUAGGAUGCUGGAAAUGGGCGCUCUUCUCAUGUCUGAGCAGUUUCCUGCUGGCACUGUUGUGAGGCUGGGGCAGAAGGUGUACUACAGGAGGAGAAUUACCAUUCUGAUGCUGAUGUAAUGACCAGAAUAUGUCAUCAGAUGGACUUAGAAUUAGAUGCGAGGUUACAAACACGGUGAUUUGGAAAGCUCAGCAGGAGGGUUUCUGCCCACGCUGAACUGUGGUGCUCACAGUUUGUUGUCCCAGUGAAGGCCAAGUUUUUGAACAGUGAAAGCAGCCCAUAUGCAUUGUUUCUGUGUCUAGCUCCUGGCUGAUUUGGAGUGGCAUACCUGGAACCAGCCAGGCUACCCUCCCUCAGCCUUCAAAAUAACAAGCAAGUGGUAUCUGCUUGGGGCUUCUGAGCUCAUCUGCUACGGCUUUGCCUGAGUAAAUAGAGGUGAGCCGUCAAUACAUGCUGCCAAAGCUCAGCUGAUGUCCCAUCCUAUGGGCUGCUGAUGAAGCUGGAUGCUUUAUUUCAGCUCACCUCUCCAGGCCAGCUCCUCCUGCCUGGAAGAUGAGUUAUGUGAGUUAUGUUCACAUAGAUCUGUCUUUCUGAGUUGUCAGGAUCCCAUCUGUGUGUGGAUGGGUGCCAUGCCAGCAUGCAAAGUGGUAUCAGCAGCGGGAUCAGUAGUUAAUGGCAUCUGCAGAAACAGGGUGGUUUGUUUUUUUUUUUUUGUUGUUUGUUUGGGAUUUUUUGAGAGCAUAUUCCCACAGAACUCCUCUGAAGAAAACCAUUUUGAUCAUAACUCCGGUAGCCCAGCUGUGUGUUGUGUCAUCUGUAGGCACCGCUAGAGAGCAGGUGUCGAUGCAAGGCAAGAUUCAGUGCAUCAAUAUACUGCAGAGAAAUUGUGUGAACAAAAUUGUGUUUCUAUUGAUCAUCAGAAAGAAAAAUUGCAGGGUACUUAAACAUUCUUCCCUCUGUUCCAUAAAUAUAGUUAAAACUAAUGAGGUUCUUAAAAUGCAGGCAGUUUUUUGGCUUGAAAGAACAGCUUGGCACAUUCUUGUUAAUUGGUUUUCAGCAAAUCUGGACUUGUUCAUCUGUUGAAAUGAGCUUGUUGUUUCGGGAAGAGAAAGGAUAAAGUAAAUGCAAGAACAAUCAUUAACUCAGCAGGACCAAAAAAAUUAAUGUAUUUGAGAGUCAAACUUCUAUUAGUAAUACUGUGAGCUAAUUAUAUGAAAACAAAACAGAACCUUAAAAUGAUCGCAUAACGCAGUAGCAAUUAGUAUGUCCUUAGAAGCUGAGGUUCUUAUUUUUUUAUAUAAAAAUAGAGUCAACCAUAAACAUUAGAUUUUAAUAGGUAGAGGAGGAGGUGCUGAUCACCUGCUUUUUAAGGUGGAUGUGAAAUGUGAGAUUGCAUGUGUUUCGUGCAGACCAGUGAGGAAAGUUUCCCACUGCCAGAGGAGUAUUUGCUUUUAUAGUACAGCUGUGUUUUUCCACUACAACUUGCUAUUAGUCCUAACCUUUCAUUGCAAAGUGAAUGAUGAGAGUCAGAGAAUCGGUUUGCUUGGUGGAAGUAGCACAAACUGGUAAAUUUAUGCCCUGCAUUUCUCUCUGUUUCCAGGAUCCUAAGCCUGCACUCAGGUGAGCGCUCAGACCUUUCCCCUUCCCUCUGAUGCUGCAUGAAUUAACUGGUCAUUGAAUAUGCUAACUCUGUGCAACCCCGCAGCUGUAAGGACAAGCCCUGAUUCUUUAAGGUGAACUAACAUGGUCGCUGUUUCAUAGGGUGAGAAUGCAGUUGUCUAGAAAGAAAACACAAGAUGCUUUGUAUAUUUUGUCUGGUAGAACCUUUACUUCUUAGGAAACAUUCAUGGGAUAAUAAAAUCUUUUACCUCUGA
Molecule: messenger RNA, 5315 nt
Organism: Gallus gallus (chicken)
Lineage: Eukaryota; Metazoa; Chordata; Aves; Galliformes; Phasianidae
Gene: ITM2C
Product: integral membrane protein 2C
Exons: 6
Coding region: 2520-3137 (205 amino acids)
Biological process (GO): negative regulation of amyloid precursor protein biosynthetic process
Cellular component (GO): plasma membrane; extracellular exosome; Golgi apparatus
Molecular function (GO): amyloid-beta binding
Source: RefSeq, a predicted model, not a curated record